Prorocentrum cordatum is the source of this 3191-nucleotide messenger RNA. The record is from the annotation of a GenBank genome assembly. NCBI's taxonomy places the organism in Eukaryota, Dinophyceae, Prorocentrales, Prorocentraceae.
GUGUCUCAGCUGCACGAGGACAGCGCCGAUCUCUCACGACAUUUGCAUCGGUUGCUGGCAGAACAGGCGCAGCACGCCCUGACCUCCGACGGCUUCUUUCUGUACGCCAUCGGACCGGUCGUGACCACCAUUGCGUCCCAGGUAGGGGUGUUAUUCAAUGAGCUGCUGCCAGGGCGCGUCAUCACGGUGCACUACAGUAGUGACUACGGCAUCUGGCACGAGAAGCGCCCGCCGGGACGGAUCUAUCGUUUUCGAACGUACCCGACGGAAUUCGAGCUGAUGAGCAUGGUGCGUGACGCGCGUCGUCAUGCCCACGAUGUUGGCCUCGACGUUGACGAGCCGCCGUGCUUCACGCGGGGGGCCGAGUCCCUGGGCGGCGCCGUCACUGUGAAUUUCGGCGAGGCGGACGCGGAGGGUCCCGACGCUGCUAACAUCAGCGGCACCGACACCGUGCCCCGCGGUGGUGCCGGCGCCAGGAGGCUGAGCGCUUCAGAGGCGCCCCCGCUGGGCAUGGUUUGGGUCAUCACCAAAACCGUGCCCCCCGAGUGCCAGCAUGGUGACGAGGUGACGCCAGCCGCGGGUGACUUGAUCUGGGGUGAGAGCAGUCUUCGCAGCAAGGCUUGUGUUUUCAUCGCGCCGAUCGAGACGUUGCCCACGCCAGUCACGGAUGCCGUCCGCGGCGAGGACGGCGACGACGACGCGCGGCUGCUGAGUGCUCUCACACGGAACCGAGAGGGACGGCGCCUCCGAGAUUUUCACGACGCAGUCGACCAGAUGCGCCAGGAGGUGCUGGGCGUUUUCAGGUGGAUGCUCGAAAGCGGCUGCACAGGGCAUUCAGGGGCCGCGCUCAUUUACGACUUCCUCGGCUGCGCGAGCGAGGUCGCCCCAGCGCACGAUCAGGUGAACGGCUCGAGCCAUGCCCGCCUGGAGGUCGUCGCCCGCACUUACCAGCUCAUCGAGGAGACGAUGGGCAGCAUGAAAAUCGAGGGCGUCGUGUGCACGUCAAGCGCCGCUGAGUGCGCCGCGGAGCAGCUCGCCGAGGAGACCGAGAUCCAGAAGCAGAGGCGGAAGGCGCGCGAGGAAAAGAGCGCCUCCGCCGGCGCGCCCGCCGCGGCGCCGACGGACUGGGGCCGGGCGCUCUGCUUCGCGCAGAAGGCCCACGAGCGGGCGCCGGGCCAGCGCGACGCCCUCAGGCGGCCGGCCCCCUGGGCCCUGGCGACAGCGGGGCUGGCGGCGCGCGGCGAGGCCGACGCCGCCGCGUCUAUUUCCAUGCUGGGAGGGCAGCUGCAUCGGCCGCGGGCGACCAGUCGCGACAUCGAGCACGUCAUCGGCCACUGCGCCUUCGCGGCGCCCUGCCGCUGCGAGAGCCUCAGCAGUUUCAGCGCCGCCAAAGGCCGCGCGCAGCAGGGCGACCCGCGGGCCCGGCCCCUGCGGGGCUCGGCGCGGAGGGGGCUUGAGAUCUGCCGCGGUUUGCUGAUCGCGUUCUCUGGCGACCUCGACGCCGAGUGGUCCCGCGGCGUCGUCGUGGCCGACGCCAGCGAGUCGGGGCGCGCCUCGGCGGUCGCCGACUGGGGCGCCGCCGACGUCGUCGCCGUCGGCCGUCGGCACGAGAGAAAACGAUUCUGCCGUGCCCGCGAGGAGGGCGGCCGCCAGCGGCCGCAUGAUCGCGCAUCCCGAGCGGCCGAGGCCGCCCUGCUCGAGGUCUUCAAGAUUGCGCUGCACUCGGAGCGGGCUGGCGCCAAGUUGCCGCGCAGGCAAGGGCAGCAGCUGCGACGACGCCGGCGCGGCACGCAGACCGCCUCGGGCGGCGGCGACGAAGCUGGCAGAGGCGGCUGCGGUGGGCAAGCGGAGUCGGUGGCAGUGCGCCAGCCUGACGGGGCAGUCAUUGGCAUCGAGUCGGUUUGGCACGCCAGCGGUGGCGACGCCGCUGCUGGAUGCCGCGCUGGCGAGGUUCUACGACCGCCUCUACCUGGACAGGGAGGCGCGUCGAAGGGCGAGAAGCUGCUCGCUGCCAUCGCGAUGCGCGUGCCCAGCUACCAGAGCAAGGGCAGGCCGGCCCUGCCCCGCGCCGGCAUGCCGCGGCCGUCUCGAACGCGACGCACUCUGCCUUGGGCAGCCUGCGUGGGCGUGGCCGGGCGGUUGCGGCGGCUGAGCGACAAGGUCGAGCUCGCGGUGUUCUGGCUGAUGCGGGCGGGCAACUACCCCAGGCUUGGCAAGGCCUUCUGGCUGACCAAGGGCCGGGUCUUUCCCAUUCAGGCCGUGGACGUCGCGGGCCUGUGGCUGGCCAUGCUGAGCGUGCAGUUGGCUGCGGGGCCGCCGUCCGACCAGUUGUGGACCUGCUCGACGCCCGAGGCGAAGCAGACCUUCGACAAGGCGGCGGCCUCCCUCGACUUCAGAGCGCUGCAGCCCGCGCUCUACGCGGCCCGGCGCAGCGGCGCUUCGAUCGACAGGCACGCGGGGAGGAUCUCGCUGCAGGAGGUCAAGCGGCGCGGCCGCUGGCGGCAGCCAGCCCCGGUGCGCCGGCACGAGAAGCGCGGGCUGAUUCAGACCGCGCGGAGCGGGAUGAACGAGCGAGCGCGGGAAUACAGCUUGCAGGCCGAAGCCGAGCUGCCCGCGCUGCUUGCCGCCGCCGCGUGGGGCGUGGGUUCCACGACGGACAAGUUGGAGGAGGCCUUCCGCGCCGCGAAGAGGGGGGCAGGAUCGGAGGCCACGCCGUCCGCCCCUGAGGCGAAGCAGCAGCUGCGACAGAUGGGCAAGGUCGAGGUGGCGUCCGGGUGCUGUAAGCUCGGCGUCUCCCGCAGCUGCCUUGGCCACCCCCGCGCAGGCCUCGUGUGCGAAUCCAUGCAGGCUUUCGACGUGGGGAAGGAGCACGGCAGGGCAGGCACUGUCGUCUCCACGGAGCUCCCGGGCAAGAAGGCCAAGGACAGGGGCGAAGCCAAGGGCAAGAAGCUCGUCGGUUCGGUGGUCGAGGUUCACGCCAACCCAGGCGUCAAGCGGGUCGAGGUCAUGGUUGUGCCGCUGGACCCCCCUCUGGUCGACUUGGAGGCGACGGCUUGCGAGAUCCUCGAGCUGGAGGAAAAGCCCGACACCGCCAAAGCAGCCAACACGAAGGCCGCUGAAGCUACUGUUAUGGCUGGGUUGGUCCGCACUGGGCAACUGCUCAAAGAGGACGCUACGGAGCACGCGAUCCA